AUGGCUCGGAAUGUUAACUUUGACCUGGGCCACCCCCUCAUGGAAGCUGGACUGGAGAGCCCUGCUGAUGAGGAAGGUGUUCAUGACUCAUUCCACCAGCUGCUAGCGGAGCAGUGUCAAACUGGAGACUUGAGUGAAGCUUUUGAGCUUCAACAACUACAGAAAGAACUGGAUGAGGAGGGCCAAGAUUAUGUACCCGGCCUGUCUAGCCCUGGACUAGAGCGGGGUGAGCGGCGGAAUCACAGAAGACGAUUAGCAAAUCAGAAUGAUGAAAGAGAGACGGACCCUUCCUCUGGUGAACGUUGGUCUUCAGCUACAUUAAAGAUCCUGUCUUCCAUGCCCAGCCGCACCAUUGGUCGCAACAGGGGAGCCAUCAUCUCUCAGUAUUACAACAGAACCAUGCGGCUUCGUAGGCGCAAGCAGAGCAGACCCUCCAUCCGUGACUUCUCACGGUCAGCUCGACCAACCAUACGAGGUUACGGCAUAGAGACGGAUAGCACAGAUGCAGAAGUAAAUAAAAGGGAACGCUUGGUGAACAACUUGCAGAACCUGUCAGUGAGUGACAGAAUUAAGAUGCUUCGGGCCAUGCCUCUCAGUGUAGCAGAAAAGAGUGAACUCAGAGGGUUAGCUCUGCAAAAACAGAGACGCAAUCUGUCUGGCAAUCAGAUUCCCUGCUGUAGUCGACUCAAAUAUUACAUCAUCAUUCUGUGGCAAGUGGCACUCAAGCGAGUGAGCGGGCGUUUUGGCAGCGGGGUCCUGUCGUACUUCCUGUUUCUGAAGACGCUGCUCUUCUUCAACCUCUUCCUCUUUCUGGUGAUUGCUGCGUUUAUAGUGCUUCCUCAGGCAGUGUACCCUCCGGCUCUGCCUCACGGUAGACGCUCCUUCACUGGACUGGAGCUUCUGACUGGAGCGGGAUAUUUCUCGGACACAGUGAUGUACUAUGGCUACUACUGUAACUACACGCUACGUUUGAGCUGCAGGAAUGAAAGUGGAGAGUCGUACAUAUCUGUGUCAAAUGGAACCAAUGCGGACUGCGUGAUGAAGCGUUUGCCUUAUAAGAUGCCACUCGCCUAUUUAUUAACUAUAAGCACAUCCUUCUUCGUCACAUGUAUAAUCCUUGUGUACAGCAUGUCAAAAUCAUUUGGUCGAAGCUUCCGGAUUGAUAAAUCUUAUAGUAUCCUGGCCAUGAAGGCCUUCUGCUCCUGGGACUUCAAGGUCAUCAAAAAAUCUUCUGUUAAACUCAUGUCUGAGAAUAUCUGCAUCCAACUCAAGGAGCUGCUAGCAGAGGUGAAUCAUAAACGUUCCAAAAACAGUCUGUGCCAGAACCUGUGGAGGGUGGCGGUCCACUUCUUCUCAUGGACUAUCUGUGUAGCUAGCACCACCGCCUGUGUGCUUGCCAUCUACUACUUCUCUGAAUACAUACACCGGAACCUCCAGCAAAGCUCUCGUAGUCUGUCCAAGGACCCAUUACUGCACGAGGCCAGCCUGCUGGCUCUUCCUGUGGUGGUGUCCUGUAUAAACGUGCUGCUGCCUCUAAUGUUCAACCUGGCGGCAUGGAUGGAGGACUACGAGUCACCUUCUGUGCGCACAUAUGUUGCCAUUGGCAGAAACCUGAUGUUAAAAGUUAGUGUGCUUGGAGUACUCUGCUAUCAUUGGCUGGGUCGGGUGGCUGCUGAUCCAAGCAGUAUUGGCCUGAAGUGCUGGGAGAGUUUUGUUGGCCAAGAACUUUAUCGCUUCCUGUUAAUGGAUUUUAUCUUCACGUUACUAAACAGCUUGUUUGGAGAAUUUCUUUGGAGGCUGUUUUCAGAGAAGGUGCUGAAGAAGAAGAGGAAGCCAGUGUUUGAUAUCGCCAAGAAUGUCCUUGACCUCAUCUAUGGGCAAACGCUGGCCUGGCUUGGCCUUCUCUUCACGCCCCUGCUGCCUGCAGUGCAGAUACUGAAACUCCUGCUGCUCUUUUACAUUAAAAAGAGCAGCGUGAUGAUGAACUGUCAGGCCCCCAGUAGGCCAUACAGAGUUAGCCAGAUGACCACAAUCUUUAUCACUCUCCUCUGCUUCCCUUCCUUCCUUGGAGCCUCGGUUUGUGUCACCUACUCCAUGUGGAGCAUCACACCAUCCUCAUCUUGUGGCCCCUUUCGUGAACUCAAAACAAUGUUUCAGGCGGGAAAACGUUGGGUAGAGGACAUAGAAAAAGAAAAUUCCAAUUUAUCGAUGUUGGCCAAGGCUCACUUGUAUCUGGUGGAAAACCCACUGUUCCUCUUUCUAGGAGCAGGCAUCUUUCUGAUUGUCAUCUAUUUCCACAGCCAAGUGGUAGAUGGCCAACGGAAGAUCAUCAAUUUACUGCAAGAGCAGAUAGAAAAUGAGGGAGAGGACAAGAAAUUUCUCAUCACUCGCCUGCAAUCCAUCCAUGAACAGAAACGAACACCUGGCCGAAGGCUCACAAGCCAGGUGCAUUGGGUUUACGCUGCGGGUUCAAGAUUCUGCCUGCUGAGAGUGCAUCUUCUGUACUCCAGCAGAUAUGCUUCCUUCAAAUCUGAAGACCUUUUAACUGGAAAAAUUACUUGA
This is a messenger RNA of Nerophis lumbriciformis (worm pipefish), 2562 nucleotides long. Lineage: Eukaryota; Metazoa; Chordata; Actinopteri; Syngnathiformes; Syngnathidae. The record is from RefSeq and is a predicted model, not a curated record.